Messenger RNA from Paramecium pentaurelia, 1359 nucleotides. The record is from the annotation of a GenBank genome assembly. NCBI's taxonomy places the organism in Eukaryota, Ciliophora, Oligohymenophorea, Peniculida, Parameciidae.
AUGAGUCACAAUUCAAUUCAUUAUAGAAAAAUAUAAUUAUCCCUCCAAGAAAACUACAUUAAACUAUUUUACAAGAAUAUUAUACUUAGAAUCCAAAUUUCUCAUAAUUUAUCAAUGAAACACAAUUAAAUCCCUGUUUCAUUAAUUGUGAAUUAAUUCCAAUCUUCAUUAUUUAUUAACAUGAUAUAGACCUUAUCCAUCAAUUCUAAUUUAAAAAAGAUCAAUAACUCAUUUGAUCUUAUCCAUCAUAUUAUUAAACUAAUCUUUAUUUCAAUAAUAACUAUAUAGAAACUAAAAAAUAAAUAUUACAAGACAACAGAAUUAUAUAUUGUAAAAUACUAGAAAUCAAUGUUAAUGAAGAAUAUAUUGAUUAAGAUUUAGAAUUGAUCAUUAUUGGAAUUUAUGAACAGAAGUAUUGUUUUAAUGGAAUCAAAUAGAUUUUGAGAAAUGAAAUACCUAAAGAAUAAUAUAAAUAAUUGUAAUAUCAACAUUCAAUCAUAGUCUAAGUAAAUAAUCCAUUUGAUUUGGAAUAUAAAUAUUUUGGUAAUACAGUUAAAAUGAAUAUUGUUUUUCAUAUUAAAACUCAUUUCCAAAUAGAAGAUAUUGAAAUGGAUUUCCUUUAGAGUGAAAGUUAAAUGAUCUGGAAGAAUGUUGGAAUUAAUAGAAUUGUACCUAAAUGUAUGUUAUAAAAUAUAUCCAUUAACAAAUUAUAUCUUAAUAAUGAAGAAGGAUAUAUUGAAGUUCUCUUAGAUUGGCCAGCAAUGUUAUAAAAUGAAUAAUUAUAACCAGAUCUUCCAUCAAGAAGAUUAAGUCUUAUACAAGUUAAUCCUGUAUUAGAAAUAAAGACACCUCUAUAUAUUAGAUGGGGAUAAUAAAAGUAUAUUAAAUGCAAUUCUAUACUAUGGAAGAUUAAACCAAUAUAAACAAUUAGAGGUUAAAUAUAAGGAUUCUUAAAAUGAAGAGUAUUUAGCAUUAAAAAUAGUAUUAAUAAUUUAUUCAGGCAAAGAACAUGAAAUUAUAUUCUGUCCACCUUCUUAAAUAUUUGGAAAGAAACUUAAUCAAAAAAAGGAUUAACCUUUGGUUGUUUUAGGUAUCACAUUGUCAAGAGAGAAAAAUUUAGGAGUUUUAUAACCAAAUUAAUUAUGUGAAACUAUUUUAAGGGUUCAAUUAAUUAAUAAUGGAAUAUUAAAUUUGCAACAUAUUAAUCUAAAAAUAGACAAUUAAUUAACUGAGUUGAGUUUGAAUUUUAUUAUAUUCUCAUUAAUGAAUUGGGAAAAUUUAAUAUUUAAUGAUUUUUGUUAGAUUAUGAAAAUGUUUCUAUUUUUGAUUGAAGAAUUAAUAUUUAUGUAAUAAUAAUGA